GGUCAAGAUUGGAUUUGAAGGUAUUCCUCGUGCUUUGUUAUUCAAUUCUUUUGCUUUGUUGUAUUUAUUAUAAUUCUUUUUACGUUCUUAUCAUACUAUUAUUAUUAUUUUAUUUUAUUUAAUUUUUUUUUCAUUCUGUUUUGGGGACAGCAUUCAUUGAAUCAUGAGUAAAACACAAGAUCCAUCCUCUUUGAUAUUCCUUCAGCGACAAUAUCUUUUGGAUAAGAUCAAGUCAAUCCAGCUAGGUGGAGGAUUGUAUACGUUGGUUACUGAUGAGAAGACUGAGUCGGUAUUGAACCAAGUAGUCUCCAAGGAUGCUUUGUUAAGAAUAGUUACGUCUAUUGAAAGAAUUGAUUCGAAACGUAAGAUUCAAUCAUAUGUGGAAGGGAUCUAUUUUGUUGACUUAAACCCUUUUACCAUCAAUUGUAUGAUUGCCGACGUUCAAACCCACCGGUACAAAAAGGGACAUGGGUUGUUCUUACCAUUAGUGCAAAAGGAUGUUGAAAGCUAUUCGUUUUUCCAUUCUACCAAGUUUAUGAAUAACCCCAAAGUUCUCCAUUACUUUGAUAAUGGGAACAAUGUCUACUUCACUCCAACUGUGUUUCAUCCAGUGGAACAACGAGUAUUUUUGGCUGAUUCAAAUACUCCGAACUCAAUGGCAAUAUAUUAUAAUGAAAAUUGUGCAGAUUUAGUAUUGGCCCAGGUUAGAAAAGCUGCAAAAGCAAUUAUGAAUUUGAUUGUUAUAACCGGGGAGUUCCCAUUGAUUCGUUUUUAUAAUCCAAAAGAUUCUAGUCAUUUUGCUUCAAGAUUACCAGAAUUAAUUGCUGAUGAAGUUCAAAAUCAAAUUGAUAAUUAUGCUCGUGAGAAUAGUGAUUAUCCUCCUCAGUCUAUUGAGGGGAAACCAAGAUCGAUUCUAUUGAUUACCGACCGUACUCUUGAUUUAUAUGCUCCUUUAUUACACGAAUUUAGUUAUCAAGCUAUGGCUAUGGAUAUAGUGGAAAGUUUAGAACGUUUUGGUAAAUACAAAUAUCAAACUGAAAAUGAGCGUGGGGAAUCUCAAAAAGUUGAAGUCACUUUGGAAAAUGAAGACGAUGAAAAUUGGGUCAGUCUAAGACAUCUUCAUAUCAUCGAAAGUUCUGAAUUAAUCAUUAAUAAAAUUAAUGAAUUAAUUAAAAACAACCCUUUAAUGGUUGAUAGAUCAAAAGCAACAACCUCAAGCGAUUUGAUGUGGGUUGUGGCUAAUUUAAAAGGUUUCGAUGAAGAAAGAAGACAAAUUACUUUACACAAAACUUUAGUUGAUGAAUGUCUUGAUAUAAAUGCUAAUAGAAAAUUAGCAGAAUUUGCAGCUGAUUUCGAACAAACUUGUGCUGCAGGUGGUACAAGUUUCGAAGGGGUAAGAAAUAAAAACUUACAUGAUGAUUUAAUUGUUUUAUGUUCAAGAGAUGAUUUGCAUAUUAAUGAUAAAAUUAGAUUGGUUUUAAUUUACGCUUUAUAUCGUGGUGGGUUGGUUGAAUCUGAUUUUGUUAAAUUAGCUAGUUUUAUUGGUGUACAUCAAAAACAAACCACUUCUUUAAUUACAAGAUGUUUCUUUAAUUUACAUAAGUUAGGUUUCCCAAUCGUGAAAAAAUCAGUUAAUGAUAAAAAAAUCGUUAAACAUCUGUUCCAUACAAUUAAUAAUGAAGGUACUUAUAACACUUCAAGAUUUGGACCUGGGGUUAAAGAUGUUUUACAAAAUGCCAUGAAGUAUCAAUUAGAUGAAUCUUGGUUCCCCUAUUUCAGGGACAAGCCUUUAGAAGAUGAUAUUCCUGCAGCUCAAAGAUCUUCGAAUUCUACCAAUUCAAAUGGUCCAGUUAGUGGAUCUUUAAGAAACCCAAGAGUCAAAGCUUCUUGGGCUCAGUCUUCGUAUAAAGUUAAUCUGGGCUUAACCAAACCAAAACAAAGAAUCUUCUGUUAUGUUGCCGGUGGUAUAACCUAUUCAGAAACUAGGUCAAUUUAUGAAUUGGCUCAAGCAACAAAUAAAGAUAUUUAUAUUGGUUCAGAAGCUCUUUUAAAACCAAGAGACUUCUUAAUUGGUUUACAAAGUAUUGAUAAAGUUAAACAUAUGGAAGAAUUGGAUUUACAAUUGUUUAAAGACCUUAAUAAGCCAAAAGAAGCUCCUCUUCAUUUAUUUGAAACGGGCCAACCAAAAUUCCCACCGCCAGUUACCCCUCAACCUACAAACAGUAACGGUAAUGCCGUUCCACUGCAUUACCAAAAAAGAAACUCUCACGUUGGAAACCUGCCUUCUUCUGGUUCAACCGAUGCUAGUUCUUCAAAAGAUAAGAAAAGAUCAAAACUUAAAAAACUUUUCAAGUAAUUUCUAUGAUUUAAUUGUAAUUAUUUUCCUUUUUCUUGAUUUUUUCCCUCAACUCCUUUUCAUUUCUACAUAAUCAAAAUCACUUUUAUAAACGUU
Messenger RNA from Hyphopichia burtonii NRRL Y-1933, 2452 nucleotides. It is a transcript of the gene SEC1, whose product is annotated as Sec1p. The record is from RefSeq and is a predicted model, not a curated record. Gene Ontology annotation, biological process: vesicle-mediated transport; intracellular protein transport. The coding region runs from base 164 to 2356 and encodes 730 amino acids. Gene Ontology annotation, molecular function: syntaxin binding. Lineage: Eukaryota; Fungi; Ascomycota; Pichiomycetes; Serinales; Debaryomycetaceae. Gene Ontology annotation, cellular component: plasma membrane; secretory granule. The transcript has a single exon.